GCGCGAUUUUUGAACCGGAUCUGGCGGCGCGGUUCCACACUGCCGUUAGUGAGGAGCGCCGCGAGCCGACAGCAGCCCUCCUGGGGCGCGGCGGCCGGAGAGUGAGCGCCUCGGGCCGGUCGGAGUUGCGUGUGCGCGGGACCGGGAGCCUCGAAGAUGGAUACUACAGUGGUGAAUUUGUGGACUCUGUUUGAGCAACUUGUGCGCCGGUUGGAGAUUAUCAAUGAAGGAAAUGAGAGCAUUGAAUUCAUCCAGGUUGUGAAGGACUUCGAGGAUUUCCGGAAGAAGUGUCAAAGAACCAACCAGGAGCUGGAGAAAUUCAAAGAUCUGUUGUUGAAAGCAGAGACCGGGCGUAGUGCUCUGGACGUUAAGCUGAAGCAUGCGCGUAAUCAAGUAGAUGUAGAGAUCAAACGGAGACAGCGAGCUGAGGCUGAAUGUGCAAAACUGGAACAACAGAUUCAGCUGAUUCGAGAUAUACUCAUGUGUGACACAUCUGGCAGCAUUCAGCUAAGCGAGGAACAAAAAUCAGCUCUAGCUUUUCUCAACCGAGGCCAAGCAUCCAGUGGCAACCCUGGGAACAAUAGACUGUCAACCAUUGAUGAAUCUGGUUCCAUUUUAUCAGAUAUCAGCUUUGACAAGACUGAUGAAUCACUGGACUGGGAUUCUUCUCUGGUGAAGAAUUUCAAAAUGAAGAAACGAGAAAAGAGGCGCUCCAACAGCCGACAGUUCAUCGAUGGUCCUCCUGGUCCUGUAAAGAAAACCUGUUCCAUUGGCUCUACAGUAGACCAGGCAAAUGAAUCAAUAGUUGCAAAAACUACAGUGACUGUUCCGAGUGAUGGUGGACCCAUUGAAGCUGUAUCUACUAUUGAGACAUUGCCAGCUUGGACCAGGAGUCGGGGGAAAUCAGGUCCUUUACAACCUGUGAACAGUGACUCCGCGCUGAACAGCAGGCCUCUGGAGACAAGAACCGAGACAGACAGUUCAGGCACACCUCACAAUAAUGGAGGCAUGCGCCUACAUGACUUUGUCUCAAAGACGGUUAUUAAGCCUGAAUCUUGUGUUCCCUGUGGAAAGCGAAUCAAAUUUGGGAAGCUGUCUCUGAAGUGUCGAGACUGCCGUUUGGUCUCUCACCCAGAAUGUCGGGAUAGAUGUCCCCUUCCCUGCAUUUCUCCCCUGGUGGGAACUCCAGUUAAGAUUGGAGAGGGAAUGUUGGCAGAUUUCGUGUCCCAGACUUCUCCAAUGAUUCCUGCUAUUGUUGUCAGCUGUGUGAAUGAGAUAGAGCAGCGAGGCCUGACUGAGGCAGGCUUAUACAGGAUCUCAGGCUGUGACCGGACAGUAAAAGAGUUGAAAGAAAGAUUCCUCAAAGUGAAAACUGUACCCCUCCUCAGCAGAGUGGAUGACAUCCAUGCCAUCUGUAGCCUCCUGAAAGACUUUCUUCGAAGCCUCAAAGAACCCCUUCUGACCUUUUGGCUAAGCAAAACCUUUAUGGAGGCCGCAGAGAUAACAGAUGAAGACAACAGCACAGCCGCCAUGUACCAGGCUGUCAGUGAGCUGCCCCAGGCCAACAGGGACACAUUAGCCUUCCUCAUGAUCCACUUGCAAAGAGUGGCUCAGAGCCCGAGCACUAAGAUGGAUAUUGCCAACCUAGCUAAAAUCUUUGGCCCUACAAUAGUUGCCCAUACUGUGCCUAAUCCAGACCCAGUGACAAUGUUCCAGGACAUCAAGCGUCAACUCAAGGUGGUGGAGCGCCUGCUGUCUCUGCCCCUGGAGUACUGGAAUCAGUUCAUGAUGGUGGAACAAGAGAACAUUGACAUCCAGCGUGGCAAUGGAAACUCAACACCACGGACGCCAGACAUUAAAGUGAGCUUCCUGGGGCCUGUGACCACUCCUGAAUUCCAACUUGUCAAGACUCCUGUAUCAAGUUCCCUGUCACAGAGAUUGUACAACCUCUCCAAGAGCACUCCCAGAUUCGGGAACAAAAGCAAGUCGGCCACCAACUUAGGUCAACAAAGCAAAUUUUUUCCUGCUCCAUACCUCAAGUAAAGCCAUUUCUGCCCAGUGUCCCAGCAUUUACUACCCACAGGACACAGCUGUUUGUUCUGCAGCCUCCUGUGCAAUUAGUACUUUUAGCCUUUUCCAGGCUUUAAAUAAAGUUUCAUGUGCAUGAGUUUAUUAUUAUGUAGCCCUUCUCGCCUCUGCUGACUUAGCAGCACUCUUUAGUUGUUGGCAUCUUUACUAGGGUGGAAGGGCAGUAGGCAUUGGUUGUGACUCUUUGCGGGGAUCCCUUUGGCUUAAAAGCCAGAUAGAUACUGCUCAUAAGAUGACUUUCCUUUGGUGUCACUUAGACAAUUAUGGAAAACUGAGUUGUCUCAGGACAAGAAGUUGUAGGACAGAACAAAUGGACAGAGGGUUCAGGAAGAGGCCCCUUCUCAGAACCCAGCCCCCAUGCUCCUUUAGAAACCAAGCUGUGGCAUGGAGCCCUCAGUGGGCUAGAUUGAGUGUGCUUUGAUUUCAUUUGGGUUCACAGGUCUGUGUUGUAGAAAGGGCCGCAGUCUGCGAUGCUACACCUCAUAGUUUGUAGUUGGCUUCUGGACAGGUUUUUGGAGUUGAUUGGGGUAAAAGCCAGAUUGAUCUAAAGCUAAAUUCAUUCUGGUGAGUGACCCUCUUGUUCUGUUUUAAAAAGUCAGUGUGCAAGUCAGCUAGCAAUUCAGAAGACGCUCACCGUUCUCACGUGGCAGAGCAGCUAGUUGUUUCUGUCUUUGCACUUUGGUUGGUGAACUUUUCCCGUGACGCAGACGCAUGUAGGUGAAUGUUGGCUUUUUGAUUAGCAUUUUCCUAGGAUCUAAAUGGCUUCCUUCCCUAGGAUGUUUUCUGACUCAUACUCUUAUUUGUAAGACACGUAUUUGGAAUAUGAUAUGGAAAAAAAUAAAUAGUUUUUUCAAAACGAA
Messenger RNA from Mesocricetus auratus (golden hamster), 2948 nucleotides. It is a transcript of the gene Racgap1, whose product is annotated as Rac GTPase activating protein 1. The transcript is spliced from 17 exons. NCBI's taxonomy places the organism in Eukaryota, Metazoa, Chordata, Mammalia, Rodentia, Cricetidae. The coding region runs from base 157 to 2043 and encodes 628 amino acids. Gene Ontology annotation, biological process: signal transduction. The record is from RefSeq and is a predicted model, not a curated record.